AUGCUCUUCCUGGGCAUGGCCAAUGCGUACGUCAUGCGCACCAACAUGUCUGUCGCCAUCGUCGCCAUGGUGAACCACACGGCGCUGCAAGGCCUUCACCAUGUCGGCAACACGUCACAGGUGAGUGCUUCCAGGUCUGCAACCGAGCGAAGAGAGGCAGGCGUAACUAAGGACGGGAAGUACCUCUGGGACUCGGUGCAGCAGGGCUACCUGCUCAGCGGGUUCUUCUACGGCUACGUGCUCACGCAGAUACCGUUCGGCAUCGCGGCCAAGAAGUACGGCUCGCGCUACUUCCUGGGAGUCGGCAUGCUCGUCAACUCCGUGUUCAGCCUGCUGGUGCCCAUCUCGGCCGAGUGGGGGUACGGCUGGCUGGUCGUCAUCAGGUUCAUCCAGGGCCUCGGCGAGGGUCCAAUCGUGCCUUGUACCCACGCAUUACUGGCCAAGUGGAUCCCACCAAACGAAAGAAGCAGAAUGGGGGCAUUUGUCUAUGCAGGAGCGCAGUUCGGCACGAUCGUCUCCAUGCCGCUGAGCGGGCUGCUGUCGGAGUACGGCUUCUCCGGCGGCUGGCCGUCCAUAUUCUACGUGUUCGGGACCGUGGGCGUGGUCUGGGUGGUCGCCUACAUGUUCACCGUGUACGAGAGCCCCGAGGACCACCCGAGGAUCUCCGCCGAGGAGCGGCACUACAUCGUCAGCAGCGUCUGGGGCGCGGCCGGAGUGUCGACACCACGUGUUCCAUGGAUGUCCAUCUUGAAGUCCGUGCCUUUCUGGGCUAUCUUGAUAGCUCACAUGGGGCAGAACUACGGCUACGAGACCUUGAUGACUGAGCUGCCAACCUUCAUGAAGCAAAUUCUUCACUUCGACAUCAAAGAGAAUGGGACUCUGUCGGCACUACCGUACCUGGCCAUGUGGCUGUUCUCUAUGGUAGCCAGUGUUCUUGCUGAUUGGAUGAUAACCAGCGAGAAGUUUACACACACCCAGGCCAGGAAGAUAAUAAAUUCAAUAGGCCAGUACGGGCCGGCGGUGUGCCUCAUCGCAGCCUCCUACUCCACGCACAACGCGCACUUGACCGUCGCCCUGCUGACGGUCGGCGUUGGGCUCAACGGCGGCAUCUUCUCCGGCUUCAAGAUCAACCACCUGGACAUCUCCCCGCGCUUCGCCGGCAUCCUCAUGAGCUUCACCAACUGCCUGGCGAACGCCGCCGGCCUGCUGGCGCCAGUCACCGCCGGCUACAUCAUUCACGACCGGCCGACGGCCGCCGCGUGGAGGGAGGUGUUCCUGAUCGCGUCAGGGGUGUACAUCGUGUGCGCCACCACGUACGUGAUCUGCGGCUCGGGUGUGCGGCAGCACUGGGACGACCCGUCGACGGACGAUCAGCCGUCGAAGAAGGACGUCGAGAAGGGAAGGUCGUCGGUCAUCUCCUACUAUAGGCCGAGCACGUAGCGCGGUCUCCUUCGGACUGACGUAAUCCGCCGCGACGUGAUGAUCGCACUCGAUGACGGCUUGGUAGAGCUCGUUACUGACUGCUCUUUCAGAAAAAAAGUCACAACUUCCUGGCUACCGAUCGGGAUUCCGGACUCCCAGCACACAACCAAACAUCGACGAAGCAGCGGAGGCGAGAGUGUCGUUGGACAAUGAUCUGCGUUCCUUUAUGCCUUAAUGACUGGAAACAUUUGCGGGUUCAUUGAUCUCCGGGAAGGACUCCACAAUCCCCUGAAUGCACGGGUAAACGUUACUUGCACAUUGGCUGUUCACUUGUGAGGCGUCUCAACUUGGUAACAUUUGAUUCGAUACUUAUUUGAUUGAGGGUCUCUAAUUGGCCCCAGCGUCCUCUAUAUUAACAGUGAACCAAUAGCAGAAGCAGCAAAAAUGUUUACAUAUUUAUAUUUUUAAUUUUAGUAUAUUCCGAAAUUGAUCCGCGAAUUUUUCCGGUCUCUGAUUAUGGCUUUUUGAUAUUGUGAGAUGGGAACAUUAAGAUGCUAUCUUGGUUUUAAGAGUUUUUAGGCCAUAGCAAUUUUUUAUCGGCUAAUUUAUCAAAAUUUGGCUUCGUAAAAAGGAAUCCCUGAAGUUACUAUUGUAACUUAUUGAGUCAUUGACGUGUGUAUUUAAAUUUAGGGAAUUGUUAAAAUAAUGUAAGUAGACACUGCGAUAAUGUUUUAAAUAAUCUAUUUUAGUGUCAUCUCUGCCCUAAACGAAGGAGAAUUUUUAAUAGUCAUGACUAACAAAUUGUUAUUGAAUUAAAAUAGCUGAAACCAAUAAAGCAUAUUUCGGUUCCUUCAUCUUCCCUAGAUAGAAAUAUAACGGCGUGAAUCAAGCUUGAAUUAAGCUUGCCAUGGUAGGUGUGCUAUCUUGAAUCAAGCUUUAUUGUAGCUAACUAGUUUACACAUGACAAUCUUGCAGCAAGCCUGCCACGACAUGUUUACAAGCUUCCCGAAGUGGUUCAUGGUUCAAAGAAGGCUUGCACAGGAAGCCUAAUUCAAGUAUGUGCCAAUUUUGCCGCAAAUUUACAUGCUAUGCGGGUUCCGGUAUCGUUCAACCUGGAAUAUACUCGGUACAGACCUCAGUUUAAACCAGCAAGACUUAUAAUCAUUUAAUAGCCGCCACUGACUGUGUUGCGAGACGAGCUGAGAUACUGCCACAGAUAGGUGUUCGACAAGAAUUGUAAAAUUUAAAUUAUUCUUUAGUAACAGACCUGACCUCUUUUAAAUUAUUCAUUCGCUGAGUUAUGGCUAUGUUUAGGUUUUUAAGACAAAACAAGAAGGAACAUGCUUUGCAAUGUGGUGAACAUUGUUACAGACGAAAAAGUAUAGAAAUAAUGCAAUAGGUUUGCUUUGCUCAAAGUUGUUUUCUGUUUUUGAAACUAGGAACAUAGGAGCUUAUGACAUUUUGGCAUUAUGCCAAUGAAAAAUGUGUGUUUACAUUUUCAGCUAAAGCAAUGUUUUCUCUUUGCAACGAUCAGUGUUGCUAUUUUAUGAAAGUAAAAUUGUCUUAUUUUUUUUAACAUAUACUGUUCAUUCUCACCGUAUGGCUUGAAGCUAAAGUACCCAGGCUCCAUUAGUUUUUUUGCUUGUUGCCAGCUGUUUUGUUUAACAGUGGUUUAAUCAGGUAGACAAAAUAAAUUGUUAAAAAAUAUCUUUGUUUUAAGCUAAGAUAUUUAAUGAAUUUUUCAACAAAUUCGUACCUUUUGAAAUGUAAUACUCUUUACUCUUAAUAUACUAUAAUUAAUUGACCAUGA
This is a messenger RNA of Bacillus rossius redtenbacheri, 3232 nucleotides long. RefSeq names its product putative inorganic phosphate cotransporter. Gene Ontology annotation, cellular component: membrane. The record is from RefSeq and is a predicted model, not a curated record. Bases 1 to 1440 code for a protein of 479 amino acids. Lineage: Eukaryota; Metazoa; Arthropoda; Insecta; Phasmatodea; Bacillidae. Gene Ontology annotation, molecular function: transmembrane transporter activity. The transcript is spliced from 8 exons. Gene Ontology annotation, biological process: transmembrane transport; monoatomic anion transport.